Molecule: messenger RNA, 2093 nt
Organism: Scatophagus argus
Lineage: Eukaryota; Metazoa; Chordata; Actinopteri; Scatophagidae
Product: coxsackievirus and adenovirus receptor homolog
Exons: 7
Coding region: 774-1904 (376 amino acids)
Biological process (GO): homotypic cell-cell adhesion
Cellular component (GO): intercalated disc; basolateral plasma membrane; bicellular tight junction
Molecular function (GO): cell adhesion molecule binding
Source: RefSeq, a predicted model, not a curated record
CUUGGCGCACCUCACAGUUGCCUUUGACUGUCACAGUGGCACGGAACACCCAGAGACUAUGGGAUGCCCCCCACUGUCUGCUUACUAAUCAAACCUUAAAAGCUUGUUUCUGAGCAGAAUGCACCCCUCACUGGCAGAAACCUGCCACUGCUCCUGCAUUACCUGAAGAACAUGUGGCUUAGCAGAUAUUUUACAACAUGCUGAGCAGGAAGAAGACAUUCAGAAACAUCAGAAUGCACUGAAGAAAAAGAAAAGACAGGAGAAACUGGAUGAGGUCCAGCUGACCAUGUACAAUGCAAUGACAGGUGGGGCACGAGGACGAGGCAGAGGCAGAGGCAGGUUUCGAAACAACGUGCGGGGCAGAGGGGGCAGCCACUGGGACCCAGAAGAAUGUUUUAACUGUAGAGAAAAAGGACAUUGGUCAAAUGAGUGCCCCCACCAUGAGGGAGGAAGGAGAACAGCCCAGAACCCCAGAAGAACAGGAGCCACCCAGGAGGAAGCAGGAUGAGACAGCUGUAAAGGUCGCUGGGAGAAUCUCCUGGAUCCACGCCAGCCACUGAAAGCGCAUCCCGGAGCCAGAAGACACCCAUCCAUCGAUGACUCCCAAGUCAGCGGAGAGUAGCGUGCCAAGCUACCAACGAACCUGAAGGUGCUGAGUUGAAGCAAGACGUGCAGCUAAAUGGAUGAGGCGAAACACAGGGAGACUUAAUUGUGCAGUUAAUGGACGUAGGAGAUCACAUUGAUGUUAAUCCUUCAAGCCCCCAAACAUUUCCAUGGCUUUGGUCUUGCUCAUCGGUCUGGUGUCAGUACUUUUUACAUCCACCUGUGGAUUGAAUUUAACCAGCCCCUCUUCUGAAUACCAAGCAGCGCUAGGACAUGACAUCAGCCUCAGAUGCCAUUUCACCCUUGCUUCUGUGGAUGUUGGCGACUUGGAGAUUGAGUGGACGGUCAACCGUUCAGAUGGUCAAGAGGAAGAGGAACACCUCAUCUGUUACACUGAGAACGUACUACACCACUUCACUGGUUUUGAAGGCCGAGUCCACUUUUCCUCUCCAGAUCCCCAAGAUGGAGAUGCUUCACUAACCAUUAAACGUGUUAAGAUUACAGACAAAGGUACUUAUCAAUGUACAGUAAAAAAGUUUCGAGAAGUCCAAAGCAGUCAGAUUAAGCUGAUGGUAAUGGAGGAGGUGCCUGUUCCAGUUUAUGGUUCCGAUGGUGGCACUGAGUCUGAUGUGGACUUAAAGCUGAGGAACAGGUCUUCACUAGUCACCACCUUCCCUGCAAACUACAGUUUGUUGCCAUCCACCGAAACUUCUGCAAGCUCUCAUGAUGACUUGUCUUCACAAGACAAUGCAAAAACCACCACAGGAACCACCACUGUAAUCACCACAGGAACUAUCACAGGAACCUACCCUCACACACUCCAGGCAACUACUGUUGUGGUAAUGAUGUCAGUAUUCAACCAAGUUUUUGGAAUGGUCCAUGACACUGCUGAAACCCACACGGUUCAUUUGAACCUCACCACGGAAUCUCAAAACACUUCAUCACUGGAUGGGGCAGUAUCAAUCGCAGUGACUGUUCCCAUUACUUUCAUUAUCAUAAUUUCGGCAGGCAUAAUUUUCCGCUGCUGGAAACAAAAAAAACAGCAGAAGUCUGAUGAAGAAAAUGUCUCAGCUGAUGAAGAGAGGUUUGUCCCUGCACAGCCAGAAAUGACCACGAUGGUAGACUGUAUAGAGAACACAUGGAAUUUGUGGGAGAAGAUGGGCAUGGAACUUGAAGACAUAACCAUAACCCUUAUGAAAAUUAAGGAGGAGGAUUCUACAGAAGAGAUACCUGAAACAAAUGUGGAUUAUGAGGAUGGAGAAGUUAUGGGAGCAUUACUUUCAAAGAUUACCAGCUUGUGAGCUUUAAUUCAGCCCAGAGAAAGGCUUCUGUUAGUUUAAGUGUAAGUUUGGUCUGAUCACAAUGGUAUACUGAGAAAAUGGAUGGAAGUUUUUUACAGGGCCACUUGGGGCCAUCACUCAUUUGAAAUAAUGUUAUGUCAUUAUGUACUGACAUAGUGCAUCAUAGCUAGAAUUUGGUUGUUAUUGCAU